UAAAAAAAGAAGGGCGACAGCGACAGUGCGACAGACAAAUAAAAAUUCUUCUCGUUUCUCGAGUCUUUACUCUUUAAUCGCGAAAAUUAGUUGACUGUGAUUUUUUUGUUGUUAAUUUUUAACUUUUUAAUUAAACCCGAACAAAUUAAUCCCGUCGCACGUACACGUACGAACGAGCCCAUUUUUGUUUUUAUAUUUACAAAUUCAAUAGCCAAUUUAAAGAAUAUUGAUCCCGUGGAACCGCCCUAAGCCGGAUUUUCUUCAGAAAAAAAGCCAGUCCCAGUACCCAGUCCCAGUCACAGUCUGCGCUGACAGGAUUGACAGACAAGAAGAACAAAAAAAAUACGGUCUAGCCCCAGGGAUUCAACCUCUUUCUUUACCCAAGAACCUCCAACAACGAGUCAAAAAAAUUAAAAAAAAACAAAGAAAGUUAAUUUAACUUAAAAAAGAGCACAAAACGUAUUUAUUGAUAGAUCGCGGGAGCAGGAGCAGUGUGCUGGUGUUUGGUGCUUGCAACAAAGAGAAAGAAAAGAAAACGCGAAAUCGGGCGUACCUUGGUUAAUUUUUCUUUUAGGAAUAUGCGAAAAGUUUGUUAAAUUUAAUUGAAAUCUAGCAAAUGAGUCAUGAUCAAUCUAAUUAAAUGAUGUUUGAGUGUAAAUUCAAGUGAUUUCUCACGAAUUCUUUUUUAAGUAAUUUAAAAAAAAAAUAUACAAAACAGAGAAAAGACUUCUUUUCUUAAAAAAAAAAUCAAAAAAGAAGAAUAAGAAGAAGAAGGAAAAUCAAAAACGAGUUAAGUAACUCGGGUUCGGUUCGGGUGUUGCUUCGCGAUUAAAAGUUUCCACAUUUAUAAUAAAAAUUGAACAAGUGUUAUUUUGCAAAGUGUGUAACAUUUUUUUUCUAACUGAGUUUCUUGAAUUAGAUAGGUACACUUUUUAUUUAAAUAAAAAAACAUAAUAUUUUUGUCCUGACAACGAAGGCAAGUUGUGCAAGUGGUGUGUUGCAUCGCCAGAGGGUACAGUACCUACCUUAAUUUUACACCUAAUCUUUCUUAUACACAUAACUCAAACUCAAAAUGACCGAAUACAAGUUAGUUGUUGUUGGUGCCGGUGGCGUGGGAAAAUCUGCACUUACCAUUCAAUUAAUACAAAAUCAUUUUGUAGACGAAUACGAUCCAACGAUUGAGGACUCUUACAGGAAGCAAGUUGUAAUAGAUGGAGAAACGUGUCUUCUUGAUAUUUUGGACACCGCUGGUCAAGAAGAAUAUUCAGCGAUGCGAGAUCAGUAUAUGCGAACGGGUGAAGGAUUUCUCCUGGUAUUUGCAGUAAACAGUGCCAAAUCUUUCGAGGAUAUAGGAACAUACCGUGAACAGAUAAAGCGUGUAAAAGACGCCGAAGAAGUCCCUAUGGUACUUGUUGGCAACAAAUGCGACUUACAAGCUUGGGCAGUUGACAUGAGUCAAGCCAGAGAAGUCGCGAAACAAUAUGGAAUUCCUUUUGUUGAAACAUCUGCCAAAACCCGUAUGGGUGUCGAUGAUGCAUUUUAUACACUGGUGCGCGAGAUUCGCAAGGACAAAGAACACCGGGGGAAAAAACAUCGUAACAAAAAUAAGCUGCCUCAUCGCAGAUUUAAAUGCGAUCUUCUUUAAAAUUAAAGCGAAAAAUAAAUCAUCAUUGCAAACAAUUCAAUGCAAAAAUCAUUUUAAAAUCAACUAAAAACAAAAAUAAAGCAGAAAAUAACCAUAGCUACUCACAAAACAACAAAUUACAAAUACAAAAACAAAAAAAAAAAACAUUUACAGCAAAAAGAAAAAUAUUCUUUUACUAAAUAACUUUAAAAUGAUACAAACAAAAAAAUAUAAAUAAAGAAAAGAAAUAAGAUUUGUUUAUUUUUUUUUCUCUGUAACUUAAAUUUUAUCAACAACAAAAAAAUUAAAAACAAAAUCAUUUUUUAAUUAUAAGAACGAAAUUUAUUAUUUAAUAUGUUUAAACUGCAAAGAGAUUUAUUUUUUAAUGUAUGAAACAAAUAAAAACCAAGUCGCACAGGUAAAAAACGCAUAGACUCCUUUUCUAAAUAUUUUUUUUAUUAUGUUAUUCUUUUGAGUUAAAUUUAUUUUUGGAAAACUAUUAUGUUAUGUAUACAUUUCAAACAAACAAAAAAAGUAUAAUAUUUGUAUAAUUGUAUAAAUAUAGGAUAUUUUUACAAUUGUAAAAGAUACAUUUUAAACAACAAACAAAACAAAAAGAUAUAUAUCACUAAAAACUGAAUAAUAAGGGAUUAAACAAAAUAUUUAAAUGAAUUAUGAUAUAACUCAUGUGAUUUUUUUUUCUAUUAAAACAAUUAAUUAUUUGCAAAAAUUUUGUCAACAUCCAUAAAAGACUUAAGGGCUUCUUAAAAAGAAAAGUAGGAUUUAUACUGUUUCGAAGAGCGCAUAAAACUUCGGUAACUUAUGUUGGUGCAUGCAAUAUUUGUGUCCUUCGGAAAACACUUUCGAAAAAUAUCCUAACAAUGGAGAGUAAAACAGUAAACAGGACAAAUAAUAUAUAUAGAAAUAUAAGUAUAACAAAUCUCUUUUAUUUUUAAGAAGUUUCUUUUGGACACGUUAUAAUUACCAUCAAAGAACUUAAAUACAAUGGAGUAAAUGAUAACGACCUGACAUAUUUUCUUUUAUCACAACACGAUUAAAAUAACAUCAACAAAAACAAGUUUAUCUCUUUCUAAAUUGAACUUCGCACAAACUAUGCGCAAGAUAGUAUUACUUAAAAAUAACAUAUUCAACUAUGGCACAUUAGGCCAUGUCGGGCCUAACAGACCGACAGAAUUGGUGAAUUUUGGUAGGCAGCGAGAUUCCAUUUUUCUCUUCAUUGGUUGCUUCAAUUGAAAUAUUUGGCUGGCAACAAAGAGUUAAUAGAUUUCGGUCCUUCAUGUUUCUUAGUUGGAUCUCAAAGUUCUACCAUUAUGCCUCUUACGGCCUUAAAAAAAAUAGUAUUAAUAGUACAAUUAGUUUCUGUAUUCUUGGUUUAAAAUUGUUUGCUCCAUGGUGCAACAGGGAAGAGAAAAAAAAUGUGCUUUGCGUAUUUAAAAAAAAAAAAACAAAAAAGAAGAAAAUAAUUAAAAAGACUAUUAAUUCUAAUCGCAAGAACUAUAAAUGUAUAUUUUAUGUAAUCACAUUUUUAUAAUAUGUAUACAUAUAUUUAUUUAUAUUCAUUAAACAAAAUAUAUAUCUAUAUGUAUACAUAAAAUUUAAUAAAUAAACUAGCUUUUUAAAAUUUUUUGCUAUUCAGAAAUAAAAACAAAAUACAAUAACAACGCCAUAACUAAAAUUACAAAAAAAGAAAUCUUAUAAAAUACAUAGUUAACUGUUUGUUUCUAUCUUAAAAAAAAUAAAAUAUUUUUUCUAAUAGCUCAUAAUGGAUGAUAAAAGUAUUUAUUAAUUUAAAAUGUAUUUCAUUAAAAUAAUAAUUAUAAUUAAAAUUAUAAUAAUAAUAAAGUAACACAUAAAUAAAUUUCUUUUAAUUUUUAUAAAUUAUGAGUGUAUGAUGUAUGUAUGUAUACCAUUCUACAAUAAACAAAAAUAAAAUAUACUUUACAUUAUACAACUCUUAAUGUUCCCUUCAAUUUUGUUUCUUUUUUAAUUUCAGUAAUUUGUAUUUUCUUUAUUUCUGCUACAUUUUUUAUACGAUCCCUUUUUUCAUAAAUUGCAUGAAAAUAAUUAAUUAUUAUUAUUAAACAAAUAAAAAUAAAAAAAAAUAAUCUAAUUGAUGCGAUUUUUUGCAUACUAUGUUAUUAAAUCUAAUUAAAUAAAAAAAUGUAUGGUAUAAUUUAA
Molecule: messenger RNA, 3823 nt
Organism: Eupeodes corollae
Lineage: Eukaryota; Metazoa; Arthropoda; Insecta; Diptera; Syrphidae
Gene: Ras85D
Product: ras-like protein 1
Exons: 4
Coding region: 1073-1645 (190 amino acids)
Biological process (GO): Ras protein signal transduction; epidermal growth factor receptor signaling pathway
Cellular component (GO): plasma membrane
Molecular function (GO): GTPase activity; GDP binding; GTP binding
Source: RefSeq, a predicted model, not a curated record